This is a messenger RNA of Paramecium sonneborni, 2659 nucleotides long. NCBI's taxonomy places the organism in Eukaryota, Ciliophora, Oligohymenophorea, Peniculida, Parameciidae. The record is from the annotation of a GenBank genome assembly.
AUGAAAUUAAACGAUCAAAAAAACAAUACUCAAUUAACUAUCUUUCCUUAAGCUUAUAAUCAAAAUAUGACUGAAGCAUAUAAAUAUUUAUCAAGAGAGUCAAGUGUAAUCAAAAAUGAAAAAUCUAUUUUAAAAUCUCCAUCAUCUAAUUUAUUAUAAACUGCAUCAAAUAGAGGAAGUGAUAAAAAAGUUAGAAUCUAAGAAUCUGCUAAUAAGGGUUCAUUAUAAUUCAAAAGUACAGCAUAAUUUGGUAGAUCAUCAACUGAUUUUAUCUAAAUUCCUCCAAUUAGAACUCUUAACAGAGAGGAUAGAGAAAAACUAAUAGCCACUCUUAUUUAAUAGGUUAAAUAGUAGAAUUAAUUAAUUAUAUAAUUGCAAGAUAGAGUAUAAUCGUAAACAGAAUAAUUAGAUCAAUUCAAUCUUUAAAAUGAAACAUAUCAAUAAAAACACAAAUGUUAUGCAGACAUUAUUUCAAAUUCAAAUAAAAUUAAUUCAAGAAGUACAUUAAAUUUAAUAUAUAUUAUUAUUAGUUUAAUAAAUUGCAGAAAUUAAAGAAUUACAUUAUAGAACAUAAAAUGAUCAAUUAGAACUAUUAAAUUAGAUAUAUGAACAAGAACUUGAUAUGGAUACUGCAAUUAAAUGGAGAAAUGCUAGAUUAUAAUUUUAUUUUUUAGAUGCAUUCUCUAAGGCUGCAAAAUAUUCUAAAAAAUUGAAUAAUAUUAUCUCUAAAAAAUAGAAUCAAUAAUUAUAGGAAUGUUUUAACGGUUGGAAGUUUUAUAUACAAAAAAAAGCAUUAUUGAAUUAAUUUAAUUAAGUUAGGAAACUUAGAAUUGUUAUUAAUUUUUGGAUGAAUUGGAAAUAAUAUAUAGAAGAUAAAAAAUAGUAUAAUAAUAAUCUUAAGAUAUCAAUUUUAUUUUAUAAUAAGAAUUUGAAAAAAAAAUGUUUUAUUGAAUUGAAAUAGAAUUAUUUAAAAUAUAAUUUUAGUCUAAAUGAUUUUAAAAAAAUUACUUAAUCUUCAAUAAAUGAAUUUAAUAGAAUAAAGUUGUUUAAAGUAAAAAAAUAUUAUGAUAGUAGGUUUUUAGUUAAUGGAUUUUAUGGAUAAAGAAAGAGAAUUAAAAAUAAUAAAUAAUUUACCAACAUAUAAAUAAUAGACGUAUAAAAUAGAUGAAGGGAUUAAUUUAAUUUUUGAAAUAGAAUUGUAAUUUUCAUAAAGAGAGAGCAAAUAAAAUAGUGAUGUAAAGAGGGUAAAUAAAAUUAAGAAAGUUAUUUAAUUAAAUGAAAGAGAAUUGGAAAUAAAAUAAAUAUAGAGAGAACUAAAUUAAAUUGAAUAGAAAUUUCUUUAUAAAGUUAAGGUAAUUUAAGUAAUGGAUGAGGGAAUAUUAAAAAUUAUCAAGAUUGAAUUGUAUAAGUAUUAAGGUUGUAGAAAAGAGAGAGACUUAAUUUUUAUAGAGAUGUAUUUAAAAUAGAAUUAUUAAUUUUUUUAGUAUUUGAUACUUUGAAAAAUAAUGGAAUUAAGAGUAAGAUGAAGAGAUAGAAUGAAAUAUUAUUAAGUAAGAAAUAUGACAAUAGAGUAUUAAAUUGGGCAUUUAUGCAUUGGUUAAGUAAUCUAUUGAAGAAGAAAAACUUAUUAGUAAAGGAAUAAAAUGUAGUAAUUUUGAAACAGAAAGAUAUUGAUUAUUAGUAAUAAAAUGAUGUAUAGAACUUAAAAUAAAUGUACGAUAGUGUUUAAUAAUAAUUGUUAAAUUAGGAAGAGUAAAUAAAUAAUUAUAAAAUAUUGAUAUCUAAUUAAAAAGAAGUAGAAAGAGAAUUGUAAAUGCAAUAGUAAAUAAAAUAUAAAAUAAUAAUAUAGUGAUUAUUUAAAGUAAGAAUUAACAGCAGCAAAAGAUUAAUUAGUACAUUAUUAAAUAGAAGGAGAUGAAGUGAGGAUUUUAAAGGAAUAAUAUUCGUAAGCUUAAUAAUAAUUGAAAGAUUUAAGAAUGCAAUAGAAAUGUAAUGUUUGAAUUGUUUUAGGGUGAAGUAAGUUCUCCAAUUAAAAAUCUUAAGAAUAGUGGUAUGAAUAUAAAUAUAGAUCAUGAUUAAUUAAGAAAAUAGGUAGAGAUUAGUUCUACAUUACUUAAUGAUUAGAAAUAAGAAUAUAAUUAAUUAUAAAUGGAAUAUUCUAGAGUAGUUGGCGAUUAUGAAAAAAAAAUAAAAGAUAUUGAAAAGUAUUUUGUAGAUUUAUGUGAUAAAUAAAAGUUAUAAAUUGAAAGAUGUAAUCAUUAUAAUAUAAAUUUAGUGUUGAAAGAGAACUAAUCUAUUAAAAUUGAGAAUCAAUAAAAUAUAGUUUCUAGAAAUAAACUUGUUGAUGAAUUAAAUAUGAUUCAUGAAUCUUUUCGAGAAGAUUUACCACAUUAAAAUAGAAAUAAUUUUUAAAUUUAGGAUUCUUAUGAAUAAUAAUAAUUUCAUUAGGGUCGAAGAUUAAAAUCUCAUUUAUAUAGUCAAACAUCACCUGUUUCAGAUCAUUAAUAAUCUCAAAAUUCUCCAUUCAAAAAAGUAUAGAUUGAAGAUAGGUAUCUAUAUUUAAUUAUCAAGAAAAAUUAAAGAAGAGGCAUCAAAUUUAAGAGAAGAUAUUAAACGAAGAUUGGCUUCAUUAAAAACAUAAAUGGAUUGUUAAUCAUGA